AUUGCAUCAGCGUCUAUCAUGGUUGCAGGGACUUUUGCUGAAAUAAUGGCUUUUCAGGGUCAUAAAAGCCAGCUCCUUGUUGUUCAGAACUAUCAUUUGUUUACUGACAACGGUUGAGAACAAGACUCGCAACGAUGGUGUGGAAAACUGGAAAAUUCGGCGUUCACAGUGGAAAAACAGUGCGCUCAAGAAGGUCCCAUCCAAAAAGAUCUGAAGGCCUUCUUAUCCAAACUACAGUGGAGAACGCUUGCCGCAAAGAAGAGCAGGAUGAAGGAGAAAGCAUCACUUACUCGCUUGGUAAGCAAAAUCGUUGGCUUCUUCCUGAAAUUAUUAAGACAACUUCGUUUGAUCUGGAAGAGAGAGAAUUCCUCGGCCACGGAGACGAAGUCGUUUUAGUUGAGCGGUUCUCGAACGCGGGAAACGAAAAACGUCGCCGACCAGACUGUUUUUCUGUAUUCGACUCAAGUAACAGCAGUACUCGCAAAUCCAAACGUAGGUUGGCUCGUGCAGAAGACCUUCUCAGUGAUAUCAAAUCAAUGAAAACAAAAUACGAAGUAUCUUACCCGCAUCCCGCGGGAUCAUGGCCACAUGAGAGAGAAUCAAGUACCAGGAAACAUAGAACUCGUCUUGGAGGCAGGAAGAAAGAUACUUUUCUCAACAGGACCAUUGAAGAAGACUUAAGUGAACUCAGUAACACAGAGACACUUUUCCACGUUGAUAUGGAUGACUUGCGAGAUGAUGACCAACCACAUUACAGCAAAAUGGGUGUUCCUCUCACAUUUGACUUAAAAUCACUUAUCUGUAAUUCUCCAAAGAAAAGCAAAAACUCACUGAAGGUGGAAAAUGGCUCUAUGCAAGUUAAGAGCGAUGAAGAAUGUAAAAGGACAAAAUUUGGCAAAGGAGAGGCCAUAUAUAGAGAGAGUGGAGAUGGAAUGCAUGACGCCCACCAAAGUUUUUUGGCCAUGGCAGAGGAAACGCAGCCAACUCAUAUGGAUGACUGGCAUUAUCACUAUCAGCCAGUACCAGAGCGACGGAGAAUUAGAAGGCAUGAAAGGGGACGUGGCAGAGGUAGAGGCAGAGGCCAAGGCCGAGGCCGAGGAGGUUACAAUGGAUAUCAAGAUGGUAGAAUAGUUGAUGAUGAGACAUUUUCAUCCUUACGCUGGUCUACAGACUCUGCAGACCCUUUUGUGACCCCAGUUGAGCCAGUCCAACCUGUUAAACCUGUUAAAAUUUCUUCUCAGUGGGUGUCUCUUGUUCUUCAACACCAAGACAUCAAUCCUGAAUUUUUGCAGGAGACAUGGGGAAGUAUGUACAAGGAAGCUGGUUGUUUCCCAAGGGCAUUUUUUGUCAAUGUGACACCUCAGAUCCUCAGUUCUAGUACCAAAGAACUUUUUGUCUUGUUACGACUGGCCAAGGGUGUCUCAGAAAAUGUUGCAGCAGGAGUGGGAGCCAACAUAUACCUUGUAGGUAUUUCUAAUGAUGAAUAUACCAGUGGACUAGUUCAGAAAGAGUUCAUUUCUCACAUCAAAGCAAAGACUAGCAAGACAGAGAUCUGGUCUCUUAAGGACAUAGUGAAUGUUGCUAAAACUUGUUUCCUGAAAAGCAUUACUGAUGAAACUGAACCUAAGGAACCUACUUUUAGGAAAUCCAGUUUUUCUCUUGGAGUAUUCACAGAACUGUUUGGAUGGAAAUCAGAAGCUUUGUCAUUGGAGGCUGCACAGAAAGAGAUAAAAAAGUCUUGCAUUGAAAAGACUAAUAAGUUGGACAAACUGGUCACUAUGGCAACAGCUGACUCUCAGCAUCAGACAGAGUGUGGAAUAUGCUUCAUGCCUUUUGAAUGUGAAGGUAAUUAUUUGGCUUUUCCCUGUAAGUUAUUUCUGUUUGAACCCUCUAAGUUCUAAUACAGUGGAACCACUAUAUAACAAAGUCCUUGGUAUAACGGAUGAGUUUCUUCACCCCAGUAAUGAUAAAAUAUAUGGAAAAGUACCUCGAUGUAAUGAAACCUCCCUUAAUGUAGUUAACAUAUUUUGCCAAUCCCUUGGCCUUUUGUUUUAUCGAGGUUCCUCUGUAUCACCUUUACACUGUUUUCCGCUAAAGUAAUAAUAACUGUAAUAGUUCAAUUUUCUGACAGUAACAAGGAGGACAUGAUUAAAAUCAAGACAAUUUAUCAUCGAGGAAAGUUUUUCAGGAAACAGUUUAUCUUAUCAUUUUCUCAAUGAAAACCUUGUCAAUGUGGCCAUAUUAAAGGUCAAAUGAACCAAAAAAUUGACAUAUUUUCUUUUGUUGCUUUACCUUCACCAAACACUAAAAAGAACCAUGCUAAGUGAGAUUUGGGUAAAGAUUUUUCUUCCCAAGCCUUUAUAGAAAGAUAAAAGAUCAAAAUCCGAGCAUUUCCGAAGACUUCACGAAAACGUUUCUGAAAUGGCCGCGUGAUAGCUAGACUGGAGACUACGUGACGUCAAUGUUGGUCUUUCACGGCGGGAAAACGUUCUGCGCAAGCUUCUGCGCAUCCUUUAUCGCCUGCGUUUGUUUGUCUCGAGGCACGAGGUGCGAACGUUUGUUCCUUGUAAAGGCUUUUUGUUGUUGUUGUUUUUUCGUCACUUGAAAAUUACUUUGGAUUCAGCACAACCAAUGUUAGAGUAAAAACAGAUCAUUCCGUCAGUCUGAGGUGGAAUAAAACGUUUUGAACAUUUCCAAACAGGUUUGUAUUUUUCUGAUAAUCGUGCAUUCGAUUUGUGAGUUGAUUUUGUCUCUAGUGCUUCGCCUUCUUUCGUCGGGUUGAAUUAAAACCUUCUUGUAUUCUGUUAUUAGUAGUUAUGGUUACUUGUUUUUCAUGCCCAGAUUUAUUUACGUUUGCAGAACCAGCUUUAUCCUUGUCUUCAGUCAAAGACCCGUAAUGGCUAACGCAUGCGAGUGACUCCAAAACAAUCGACUCUUUGCCCGUAAACAAUUCCUGCAGCUGGAUUUGACCGGUGAAGCGAGCAAAACAAAUCCUUAUGUGCAGUUUUCUGUAUUUUCUAAUGAUUCAGUUUGCUGAGUUUAAUUAGCUUGAAUGAAGACGUGAACAUGGACAUGACAACACAAAGCAAAAUUAAUCUUGGCGAAAUGAUCAAGUUUAAAAAACUAUGGUUGCUUUGAAUGCGAUCUUGGGGAAGAUUUACUAGCUAAAGAUUAACUCUUUUUCUGCCCACGCCAAAACUUAUACAUUGAGGAUUUUGUUUAUAUUUUAGUGAUCUGCGAAGCUAGAAGUGUACGAUCGAGUAUGGGUUUUAAAAUAUCAGCUCAAGUGCGACAAAGUUCAGUGACUUCAAACACAUUGUGGGCAAACUUGAAUUUCUUAGGGCAGAUUAUUAUACAAAGAUAUUUUGUUUUGUGUCCAUGAUGGAGCUCCAGACCUUAUAUAUCCAGGAACUUCCUUAUAUGAACACAUUUUGCGAAUGCAUCUUGAAAAAAAUCGGACUUACGCACGCACAUUUCCAGUACAACUCAAGGAAAUUAGUAAAUGUCGUUAAAGUCUGUUUUACUAUGAGUAUUCUUCGAGAAAAUUAGAUAAUAAGAAGGUCAUAACCACAGCUUGUAACUUUGGAAGACAAAUUGCCUGUUCUUUCCAGGUUUAUGGCCACACAAACCACUUCUGCACCAAGUCGACUUGAAAAACUCUGUUUUGAAUUUCCCGCUUUUUUUCACCUGACCAACAUUGACUUCACAAGCUGUUUUUUCCGACAAUUUUUCCGACCGCUCUACGAAGAUAAGGGCCAAAAAAAUAGCAAUUUUUAAUUGCGAAUAUCUCAGAGAUACUUGCUUCAAUUGAGCUGAAACUUCAUAGUAUGUUUAUUUGGUUCGUAUUAAACACAUUUCACUAGAAGUAAACGAAAAUAAAAAAUGUCGAAAUUUUGGUUCAUUUGAUCUUUAAGUACAAUCAAAGACUAACAACCACCCAUUUCCUCUUAACACGUCCAUACUUGUUAUAAGAAUAAAAUUGAUAUCGAAUGGAAAUCAGUAAUUGAUCUUUUAUCAAAUCCUCCUAUCUAAUUCUUUAAGGAAAUGUAUCUUGUUCUGUCUGGAGAAUUUAUGACUUUUGUGGUUACUAGGACUGAAAGUUUAACAAGCUUUUUGUGGGCCUGUCAAUAAUUACAAAUGAUGAACAUGUUCCCUUAUAAAAGUAAUCACACAAGGGGAUUCAGCAACAGAUUCAAGACAGAAUUUUUUAAAAAUAAUAAUAAUAAUGAGGAGGAUGAUAAUUAAUAAUAAUGUAAAUGAAUCAUCUGUCAAAUUUUUAGUAAAAAGUUUCACAUGCGGUAAGAUCAACUCAACUCAACCCAAACACAUAACAGUAACAGACACAAUAAUUAGCCUUUAAAAUAAUUAGGCUUUAAAAUUAGUACUAGCUGUCAAUCACGUCAUGCCCAAGUGAAAUAUGAACGAGAAGCGGAGGCACAAAUAAUGAUGAUGAUGAUGACAAUGAUGAUAAUAAUAAUAUUUAAUAAUAUAUAUGAGUGUUAUGAGUGUUUCAUCUUGGUGCUUAUCAGAAAAAACCAGUGAUGAUUGAACUGGCCUGGUCACAUAUAUACAUGCACAGCCUUAUUGUGUCAAAAGGUGGAUGAAUGCAGAGCUUCUAGUGUAAAACUGAAUCUUAAAGUGUGGUUCUGAUUCUUCUUUUCUUGUGAUUUCAGAUCCUAUUGAUACUCUCUCCUAUACCUUUCUGAUCAGUUGUGGGCACAAGUUCUGUGAUGACUGCUGGAGAGGGCACGUAAAGACUCAGUUACAGCAAGGCCACACGAAUAUAAGUUGCCCUGGAUACAAGUGUACUGUUGCAGUCGAUGAUGUCACCUUGAUGUCCCUCUUGCCAACAUGGUAUGGCAAGUUUGUGACUAAAAAGUUGGAUAAGAUCCUGGAAAUUCACCCUGAAUGGAAGUGGUGCCCUGAAGACCGGUGCACUUUGGUUGUCAAGGCAACAACACCUCUGAGUACGACAGACUUGUGUGAUGAGCAUGUAGGCUCUCCCCAGCCAGUCCCAGUGGUGUGUGUCUGCGGCAGCAUGUGGUGCUUCAAGUGCCAGGAAGAUGCCCACUGGCCAGCGACCUGUGAAGAAGCCAAAACAUUUAGAGAGAACACCAAAGGAUAUGCCAAAAUGGUCGCAAGAAAUCAAACUUCACCACUGAUUACAAGCGUGCAGAUCAAAAACUGCCCAUUUUGUCAUUAUCCAAUACAAAAAGGUCCUGGUUGUAAUCAUAUGAUGUGUGGUCUGUGCAGUAAGGAGUUCUGUUGGUUUUGCCUUGAAAAGUGGUCAUGGGAUCAUAUCUGCAAAGAAAAGGUGGGGCACAAUGAAGUGGAGUUGUCAGUCGAUACAAAGCAUUUGAGGUCUUAUGAACACUUAGCAGUAACAAGUCGUAUGGCUAGGUCAACCAGUGUGAUACGAAGAAUCAACGAGAAACUGGGAAAACUUGACAGAGGACUUAAUAGUUACAGAAAGCUACCAGCUGAGGUCAGACGAGACACAGGAAAGAGUGGACGGCCCAAAAAAGAGCUAAAUCAUAUGCUCGAGAACAACUCGUUGGAUGUCUUGCGAGAGGUGUUCAGUUUUAAAUUCCAGGCUGUUCUUGCCGUAGAGGGCCUAGCAAUGGUUCUGAGCAUCUCAAGAGAUGCUCCAAAUAAAAGGCUGGCAUUGGAAUUUGAAAGGCUGGUCUUUAUUGUCGAGCGGCUGGAUGACAUGUUGAAAGACUUCAACAAAUGCCAUCAUAGAGGGAGACUGGAAAGGCUCAAACUUUUCUUAAAAUUCGGUAAACAGUCCCUCAUAGUCAUCGGUAAGAACAAAAUUACAGGCUAACUGAAGACUGAGUGCAGAUGAGUGAUCUCAGAAAGCAAAGUGUCUGAGUAUUUCUUGAAACAACAGUCGUGAAAGCCGUAAACGUUUUGUCAGUUGCCUUGAUUACAUUUUUGAUAAAGCGAUUAUCUAAUAUGUAAUUUGAGCAAACCUAUUGAAGCUAACAAAUCCCUACAUAUCCAUAGAACGCUGCGCAAAGAGGGUUACAAUCAGUCAGAAAUAGAUCUUCUCUUUAGUACAAUAGUUCUACCUAAUAUUAAUUACGCAUUAUCUGUCCACGCCGCGUCCGAGUCCGAUCUAAUACCUGUACAAUGUU
This is a messenger RNA of Porites lobata, 6140 nucleotides long. The record is from the annotation of a GenBank genome assembly. NCBI's taxonomy places the organism in Eukaryota, Metazoa, Cnidaria, Anthozoa, Scleractinia, Poritidae.